ACCUUUGCGCCGUCAUACCGCUCUCAGUAACCAGAAGGUCGCACUUAGCAGCGUUGUACUGGAACAGAGAAGAAACUAGACUGCAGUCAUGCUGGGACAAGCUGUGAGGCGAUUCACAACGUCUGCCGUUCGUUCUUCACACUAUGCUGAAGGACCAGGAAAGAACCUGCCAUUUUCUGUGGAAAACAAGUGGCGUCUGCUGGGCAUGAUGGUUCUGUUCUUCGGCAGUGGCUUUGCAUUCCCCUUCAUUGUCGUCAGACAUCAGAUCCUGAAGAAGUGAAACAGUCCAGUUCUGUUCCACAGCCUUCAAGGUUGUCAGCUGGAUCAUAUUUAUCCAUCAGCGUUCUACCUGUGUAGAAGAAUGGGAACCUCUUCAUUUUCUUUGUAAAUAAAAUCUCCUAAAAUAUGAA
Molecule: messenger RNA, 410 nt
Organism: Amphiprion ocellaris (clown anemonefish)
Lineage: Eukaryota; Metazoa; Chordata; Actinopteri; Pomacentridae
Product: cytochrome c oxidase subunit 7C, mitochondrial
Exons: 3
Coding region: 89-280 (63 amino acids)
Biological process (GO): mitochondrial electron transport, cytochrome c to oxygen
Source: RefSeq, a predicted model, not a curated record